This is a messenger RNA of Oppiella nova, 959 nucleotides long. The record is from the annotation of a GenBank genome assembly. NCBI's taxonomy places the organism in Eukaryota, Metazoa, Arthropoda, Arachnida, Sarcoptiformes, Oppiidae.
AUGAGGUCGGAAUCCAACCAACGCCUCGAAGUCUGUCAAUGCGAUCGCCAUCUCAGGCUUGUGAUUAGCAUCCGGGUAAUGGAAAGGAUCCGUUCGGUGCAACUCUUCGGCCAACUGCUUGUUCGGGUGCGCCUCGCCUUCCCUACGGACAACACUUUGAAUAGAAACGGAAGGUUAUCCCCAUAUUUGGCCACAAUAUUGACUGUUCCCACGUAUUCCGGGAAUGACUGCAACAGAUUCAACAACGUCUUGUUGUCCAGUUCCGGGUCAGGACUGACCACAAUCGUGGGCCCCGACGGGUGGGUGCCCAUCCAGAGCUGCAAAUAUUCUGGGCGUCAAUACAAUGGCAAACCUCAGCGUGUGGAGAGUCGGCGUCCACUGAAUAGCCGGGUACUAAUGGACAGCCAGUCAUUACAACCGCUGCGCUAUUCAUCACUGGAGUGGAGAUUUCAGACACAAUUGGCAUCGCGUGCAGCGAGGGAUCAGUUGAAACCGGAAGUGAUACUGAAGUUUGAAUUGAAUGGCGAAAGUGAUGUGAAGAAGUACGUGACAGUGGUGUGCGAUGUCUCCAAUUUGGUGCACAUCCACGACGUGUUAGAGGAGGCGCUGAUGACAGCCCGGUCUCAACAUUUGCUUAAAAUAGUGAGACGGGUCGCCAAAACAGCAGACAAAUAACUUUUGGCACUAAUGCUAAUCAUAAACAUAAAAUCCCUAAUAAAAUCAGUCGAGUGUUAAAUGCAAUCCAAUGCCACUCAUAUGAACCGACAGUCAAUACUAUGGAAAUCAAUUGAAACCCGAAUGACAUUUAUGUUAUAAAUAUAUGUUGAAAAUGUUUUACAUUUUUAUAGUAUUUUUCAAAUUAUUUAUUAUAUUUUUGAAACAAAACUUAUUUCAUAAUAAAUUGCCUAUAAAUGACAUAAAAACAGAUUCAGAAUAAAGUUGAGGCAUUAUAUUUUGCU